CCGAGGCGUGCCCUCCUUCGAGGUCAAGGCCUCCGCGCCGGCUCGCUUGGAGGCUAGCUGCCUGGACUCGUACGCGACGAGCGACUUCUCCUCGAGGCGUCAGAUGGAGUCUGCCGGCUGGGUGUUCAGCUGGGACGACGACUUCGCGUUCAAGCCAGACAGGGACCGGUAUGCCGCGGGGGUGCCGGAGGAGUCCUACUGGGGUUUCGAGGAGCACGGCGCCGGUGCGCUGUCGCUGGAGCUGCGGAGCCGGGGUAUGCUGGCGCUGGACUUUGGGAACUCGCUUGACGACGACAGCAGCAAGGUCGUGGUCUCCCUCAACGGCCUGCAGCGCGGCGAGGCGGGAGGCAACACGCUGGCGAAGCUGAUGCAGAUCCCUUUCAGAGACGGCGACCUGAUAACGAUUGCACAGGCGCCCACUGGCGUGAUCGUGAUUAACAGCAUAGUGUUCAGAUGCACGG
This is a messenger RNA of Prorocentrum cordatum, 461 nucleotides long. The record is from the annotation of a GenBank genome assembly. NCBI's taxonomy places the organism in Eukaryota, Dinophyceae, Prorocentrales, Prorocentraceae.